AUGGACUCAAGUUCUGUGCAAGUGAAGCCGGAGGUCGCCGCCUCGAUCUUCAGAAACGGAUUCCUGCGCGACGCUCCGAUGAGCCUGAACUUUGACGAAACCAUGUUCGCAAAGCUCGGCAGCUGCCUGGAGGAGGUUUGCGAAGGGAAGCUGGAGGAGGAGAACAAGGAACUGCUGAAGCAAAAGCUGGAGGAUGCCUUGGCGGAGCUGCGCAAGAAGUCGCCUGAAGACUUCCGCAAGGGGCUCGAGGAGCUUCCGCCAGAUCGCCACGAGGAUGUCCAGGCCCUCCCCACCUUCGUGCAGAAUCUCAUCAGCGCCCAAAGGAUGGAAGUCGGCUGCCAUCCAGAUCUUCUCCUCCUCACUGGCGAGCUGGCGAAGAGAAUUAAGGAAGUCGUUGGCGGGACCGGCGAGCCUUCAUCAUCGGUCUCGAAUGUCAACAACUACAAGCCACCCAGGGGCGAACCUUAUGAUCCGAGGAGGAUUUGUGACAGCAAGGAGGCGCUGAUCUACACCGGCAACGGUAUCGGUGCAGAAGAGUACAACUCCUAUGCAGCUUUCUGCAAGGGCCAUCAAGAUAUGGAGAGCCGGAUGAUCCCAUUCUCCGGGGAGGUGGCGAAAGCUGACGAUUCGCGUCGCAGGAUGAUUUCAAUUUCAUGCCUGCGAUGUCUGGAGCUACGGCUCCACCCUUUCGCCUUGUUCAUCUUGAACCAGCGUCCUCACACUGCUAGCACAGUAGCCGGACGUCUUUUGUCCGUCGCCGCCGCUCAGCAGGUUUGGAGUCCUGACAAGACGGAAAGCACUUUGCGGCUCUUGGCGGAAUGCAUGUGGAAGGUCAUUGCGGCCUUCCGCGAGUGGAUUACACCGAAGCUCAUCAAGCCGCAGCUGUGGCCACAGGUGGCUCGGAAUUUCCCCAACACUGCAGGCUCCCAAACCUUGCUGAUGCGGUUGCUGGACGCGCUGCUGUUGAUCGAGGAUCCGACCGACGAAGAGUUCAAGCGGAAUGCGCGCGCUGUGCGGGAGCGCUGCACCAAGGUGCAAGGUGAGCGCCUCGACUUUUUGCUCGAGGCGGUGGAUGCUUGGCUUCCCCUCCUCCACAGCAGCGAAGCGAACACGCAGCUUUACAAGCACUGCCAGUUCUUGCUGCUGCUCUUGCGAGCAGUGCACCUCCGCCGCAUCUUGCAGAUUGGAGGACCUAACCAGUCAUUGAAAAAGAGGCUGGAGACUUUGAGCUAUCAAAUCCUGAAGGCCAUUGAUCCAGACCUGGUUUCGAAGGAGAGGAUCAUACUGGAGGUCGAUGGUGUGCGCCGCGACUGUACGCAGUACGUACGCGAAAGCCUUCAUCCAGCAGGAGAUGCGAUCUUGAUGGCUUCCAACGGCAAGGACGUCACCGACUUUUUCCAUGCUGUUCAUGCGAAAAAGACAAAGGAAGUGAUGAUCAAGCAUUGUCCAGAAGUCCGUCCGGCUCAUCGCCUAACGAGAUUUUGGCAGGCAGUUCGUGGCAUGCUGGGGAGCUGA
Symbiodinium sp. CCMP2592 is the source of this 1515-nucleotide messenger RNA. Lineage: Eukaryota; Dinophyceae; Suessiales; Symbiodiniaceae. The record is from the annotation of a GenBank genome assembly.